CUGCUAACUGAUUAGCUGGUCUUAUCUCUAAUUCUCAACUACUGUUCGUGAAUCCACUAUAAAAGAUAUUUGUGUCUCUGAAAGGUCGUCACACCUCUGCAAGUGCCGAUAGUAAACCAAGUAAGCAGUUCUUCCAACGGAGUCACCAUGAAGGCAAAACUUUUCUCAUUCAUCCUAAUGGCGGUGACCAUCUGUCACUCAACGAUCCCGGCAGCAUGCGCGGAAAAAUGUCCCGAAGUCUUCGACCCCACCCACCUGGUUUUCUACCCUCAUCCAACGGACUGCUCGAAGUUCUAUUUCUGCGGCCACAGUGGACCUGUCGAGAAAACUUGCCCUCCUGGGCUCCACUGGAACUCCUAUGCCAAUGUAUGCGAUUGGCCAUCACAAGCAGGAUGCGGUGAGGCAAGUACGGAGGCUGCAUCAUCAACUGUGGUCGUCAGUACGACUCCUACGACUCCAGCCUCAACCACCGCCGUGACGCCCAUUGAAAAGUGUCCCGAAGUGUUGGACCCAAAUCACACCGCCUUCUUGCCGCAUGCCGAUUGCACGAAGUUUUACGUUUGCACCUUGGAUGGUCCUAUUGAAACCAAGUGCCCCGCUGGACUGCACUGGAAUCAACAGGCCAGCAUCUGCGAUUGGCCGGAAGUUGCCGGGUGUGUUGCCGGUGCGUCGAGUACCACGGUGGGGCCCAGUCCCCCGGAGGCAAGAGAAGCCGUUGGCGAAUGCCCGGAAUUGUACGAUCCAUAUAAUGAGGUAUUUCUGCGGCAUGCGUCCGAUUGCACCAAGUAUUACCUCUGCACUUGGGGAGGAAUUGCGGUGGUGCAAAACUGUCCAGCUGGACUCCAUUGGAACAAGAACACCAACCAGUGCGAUAGGCCAGCCCUGGCCGGAUGUGUGGUGUUUGAUCGAGACAUACACUUCAGUAGGAGAAGUAACUAACGUGUUUUUGUUGGCUUAGUUGUGCAUUUAUCUGUGAUUAACUGUUAAGUGACUAUGUGUACACCGUGAAUCAACUCGUCAAGGGCAGCGAUUGCGAUGACGCAUUCGCCGGCGAGGUGUUAUGAGUAUGAGAAGUAUGAGAAACCGCACAGUGUAAAUAAAAUCGGAUUGAAGUCAA
Aedes albopictus (Asian tiger mosquito) is the source of this 1117-nucleotide messenger RNA. Its product is annotated as peritrophin-1-like. The transcript has 2 exons. Gene Ontology annotation, cellular component: extracellular region. NCBI's taxonomy places the organism in Eukaryota, Metazoa, Arthropoda, Insecta, Diptera, Culicidae. Gene Ontology annotation, molecular function: chitin binding. The record is from RefSeq and is a predicted model, not a curated record. Bases 148 to 939 code for a protein of 263 amino acids.